UCGAUAGGCCUCGACUUGUCAGGAUCCGUCAUGCUCCCGUCAUCGCCAAAUGGGUCAAAGCGUCUCCGAGAUUGACUGACUUUGUCCUGACUCAAGUUGAAGACGAUCAGCGCCUCAACCCACAGUUGUUGCCGCCCGCUGUGGUAUGGCCAAAAGCAUCACGGGAAGCAAGAUCGAUCCACAAAAGUUGGGUCCAUGCUUCGUCAACCUCGACUGUGCAAUCGACGCGGAGACCUUUGAACUCCUCACAAGACCGUUUCGCGAAGCCAAUCUCGAAGUUCUCGAGCUCCGUCUGGUAUGGUCUGAUCGCGUCACCGUCCCCGAUUACCACUCAUUUAUGGGCGAGUUGCUGGCCUUUCCCAAGCUGCGCAAGAUCAUCGUUACAAUCUCGAGCGUGGCCGACUUUCUUCCGCUCAUGCGGGCUCCUUUGCUCGAAGAGAUCAGACUGGGCAGACACUUCGAUGGCAAGACUGCCGAUUGUAUUCUUGAAGGCUUGCGCGAGCAGACAUGGCCUCGUCUGCAGAGUGUAAAGCUCUGUCAAAAGACGAUCAAUCUGACGACUGCCGAGUCUGGCCCUUUCAACUACAGAAAAUUCGAUCGCAUGGCAACAGCUCUUGCCAAGCGUGGCAUGGACUUGCUGGAGGAAACAGAGGAUGACGUCGUGCUGGCUCCUUAUGAUCACUACGACACUGAUGACGAGGAUCGCAUCGCUGAUCAGUUCUGGGCCGAGGCUGAGGGCGAUUUCUCAGAAGAGGAGGCAGACGAAUUUGACGGGGACGAGUGGUCUGACUGAAUACGAGGUGGCGCAAGUGGAUGCAACAAACGUUUCGGCAAUGCAUCAUACAGGCUCUAGCAAACCUAAGCAAGCUGCUUCUACAUCGACGAUCUCCUUUGGACCGUUUGCGGACAGAUUGACACUUGCUGC
Messenger RNA from Mixia osmundae IAM 14324, 925 nucleotides. RefSeq lists its product as uncharacterized. The record is from RefSeq and is a predicted model, not a curated record. The transcript is spliced from 2 exons. NCBI's taxonomy places the organism in Eukaryota, Fungi, Basidiomycota, Mixiomycetes, Mixiales, Mixiaceae. Bases 146 to 793 code for a protein of 215 amino acids.